Molecule: messenger RNA, 1241 nt
Organism: Impatiens glandulifera
Lineage: Eukaryota; Viridiplantae; Streptophyta; Magnoliopsida; Ericales; Balsaminaceae
Product: peptidyl-prolyl cis-trans isomerase CYP28, chloroplastic
Exons: 2
Coding region: 33-914 (293 amino acids)
Biological process (GO): protein peptidyl-prolyl isomerization
Cellular component (GO): chloroplast
Molecular function (GO): peptidyl-prolyl cis-trans isomerase activity
Source: RefSeq, a predicted model, not a curated record
UUUCUCCUCUCCACCAUGCCUGCAACUUUACCAUGGGCUGUUCCUCCAAGCUCCCACCUUCCCUCCUCCUCCCCACCCAAAACAUUCAUCUCUCCCGUCGCAUCCUCCUCUCAACAUCCGCCAUUUCCCUCUCUUUCCCCCUCUCCUCCUCCGCAUCACCCCUACAAUCCGCCGCACCCGACACUACCAUAACCGACCGUAUCUUCAUGGACUUCAGCUUCUGUCCUAGCUACUUCUCCAAUCGAACUCUAGGAGGAGACGAUUUAACCCUCUGUCCCGACUCCGAGCAUCUCGGUCGCCUCGUCCUCGGUCUCUACGGAAACCUUGUCCCUGUAACAGUCGCAAAUUUCAAAUCUUUGUGCACCGGCACUCCAUCGGGAUCUUCCUAUAAGGGUACCUUAAUUCAGAAGAUCUUACCCGGUCAAUUCUUUGUUGCCGGCCGCCAAGGACGUCGCGACAAGGGAGAGGUGAAGCCGCCGACAACGGCGGAAGUGACUAGGAACACUGAAACUGUUGAUUCACGUGCAUUCUUGUUGGAGCACUCGAGGCCGGGCGUUGUCUCGUUAUGCUUGUCGGAGAAUGACGAUGAUGAUGAUAUUAAGCUGGAUCCGGAUUAUCGAAACGUUGAGUUCUUAAUCACAACAGGUCCUGGUCCAUGCCCGGAACUCGACAGCAAAAACAUAAUCUUUGGAACAGUUCUUGAAGGAAUGGAUGUGGUUACAAGUAUAUCUUCCAUACCCACGUACAAACCAGGAGAAAGAAUCCGUCAAUACAACGAUUUGGCGGAGUUUCUUGGGGAUGAAAGAGCAAGAACUGCUCGAGCAAUCUGGAACAAGCCUCUUAAAACCCUUUACAUAAGCGACUGUGGAGUGGUCAAAGUCGCCAAACCUACUCUCUCUCCCACUCUGCCUUAACACUGACAAAUUGAUACACCUUCCUCUGUUGAGAAUUUCGGCCUCCAUUCAACACCUCAAGGUAAAUCAUGAGAAAUUGAACUUCUGAAGAUCAUUGUUUUUGUGAUAAGAGGUAAACAAUAUUGGAAAUGGAGAAAAUAAAUAUGGAAGAAAUUGGCUAGUUUUUUGUGUAUUUAAUGGUAUAGUUUAUAAGCUCGCUCACUGUUGUUUUCUUUGAUUGCUUUCUUUGGUUAUGAUUUAUUUUUUCUAUGUAAUUGAUGCAUAAUUGUUUGUGUAAAAUGGGAAAAACAUAAGCCAUUGUAUAAAUAGGAUCUUCUAAAGUUAUAU